Molecule: messenger RNA, 300 nt
Organism: Penicillium soppii
Lineage: Eukaryota; Fungi; Ascomycota; Eurotiomycetes; Eurotiales; Aspergillaceae
Exons: 2
Coding region: 1-300 (99 amino acids)
Source: RefSeq, a predicted model, not a curated record
AUGGUUAAACCUACGGAACACUGGCUUCAUGCCCGCUACACAGUGCUAGAAGUGCCAUCCUCCCAUACAGUGCGGUUGGGCGUUCCGACCGGAAUUCACCCAGUUUUCCACGUCGACCUAAUUCGGCCUGCAGCCGAUGACCCGCUUCCCUCGCAAAUCGUGGACGAUCCGCAGCCACCACCCCUGGAGAUCGAUGGGGAACUGGAAUACGAUGUGGAAGAAAUCCUAGCGGCCCGUACUAAGAGAGUGGGUCGAGGCUCUAGGAGAGAGGUGCUAGUUCGGUGGACUGGCUACUCGUAA